AUGAAAGCUUGUAGAGGUAUUACGCAAGGGGAUCCCAUAUCCCCCUUGCUUUUUGUGCUGAUGAUGGAGUACUUAAAUAGGUUGCUUGUUAAAAUGCAAAGGGAUCCUAAAUUCAAAUUUCAUGCAAAGUGUGAUAUCAUCUUAUUCUGCAUGGGAGAUACUACCUCAGUUAACAUGAUGAUCACCAUUGUUAAAUUCUUUUCCAUGUCUAUAGGUCUUAUUGUGAAUCCACAGAAGUGUAAGCUUUUUUAUGGUGCUGUGAAUGACAUUACCAAAGCAGCCAUCAAGAAGCUAACUAGUUUUGAUGAGGGGCAGCUGCCAAUCAAAUACCUUGGUGUUCCUCUGACAAGUAAAAGGCUGACGAUUAGCCACUAUCUCCCUCUCAUUGAGAAGAUAGUUGGGAGGAUUAGGCACUGGACACCAAGGCUUCUCAGUUAUGCAGGCAGAGCUCAACUCAUUCAGAGUUUUGCUUUUGCCAUACCUCAGUACUGGCUCCAAUGCUUCCCCCUACCCAAAUUUAUGCUGAAUAAAAUUGAUUAUAUUUGUAGAAUAUUUGUGUGGACAGGUAAACAAGACAAGAGCAGAAAAAGCCCCAUUUCUUGGCAAACAGUUUGCAAGCCCAGAUGUAGUGGAGGUCUCAAUAUCAUAAAUCUCACAAUCUGGAAUCAGGUGACUAUGCUUAAAUGUCUCUUGAACAUCUCACAUGUAAGCCUAACACUUUCGAGUCAACUGAGUUAA
Vicia villosa (hairy vetch) is the source of this 738-nucleotide messenger RNA. RefSeq lists its product as uncharacterized. NCBI's taxonomy places the organism in Eukaryota, Viridiplantae, Streptophyta, Magnoliopsida, Fabales, Fabaceae. The transcript has a single exon. The coding region runs from base 1 to 738 and encodes 245 amino acids. The record is from RefSeq and is a predicted model, not a curated record.